Molecule: messenger RNA, 246 nt
Organism: Mucor mucedo
Lineage: Eukaryota; Fungi; Mucoromycota; Mucoromycetes; Mucorales; Mucoraceae
Exons: 1
Source: RefSeq, a predicted model, not a curated record
AACAAGAAAUUAAGAAAGCAAGAGGUAUCACCACAUCUCCAGCAAAAAUUGGAUGAGGUAUAUGAUGUGACCACUUGCCCUUCCUGCAGAGAGAAAUUUAAACGCAAGACACACGUUAUUCGACAUUUGGUUGAAGUACAUCAUGGAGAAGAACCUUAUAGAUGUAUUGUUUCUGGUUGUAAACGUACAAAGGCAUAUGCUACUAGGGAAGGGCUUGUUUAUCAUUUAGUUAGCUAUCACGACGAA